AUGUGUUCUCUCGAACGAUUCAUUCCCUCCCCUCGAGUGAAUGCCAGAGAGUUUCUUGAUGGCGACAGGUUUGAUAGUGUGGCAAGAUAUGAAGAUGGAAGCCAAGUGAACUGCCCUACAGUCAAUUAAAAAAAAAAAAAGGAAAACAGCAGCGCAGCCAGAAUGGAUGAAUCUUUUGAUCCACUUAAGUGUAAUGAGGACCUGCCUUCCUCCCCUGGGUGUAACAUGGAUUAUGAUGACAUGCCAGAGUUGCAGGAGGUGGAAGAAGACCAGAGGUCUCAAGGGUUAUUUCAGGUUGGAGCAGGAGUGUCUCACCAGGAGCUCAGCUGCUCACCCCGCACCAACUGGCUCACUGAGCUGGCUAACAUAGCCACAAGUCCUCAGAGCCCCCUGCUGAAAAAUGCCCCUCAUAAGAGAUCUUCUCCAGUCCACAUCUUUGGCAACAGUAACAGUUUACAUUCCUAUGCUCGGCCUCCGUUAGCUAGUAGUGCACCCAACCCGUCCAGAGGCCACCUCAGGGAGCGUAGGCGUGUCAGGGCCAGCAGUGAAUCAGAGUCUGGAGUUUUCUCAAUGUCCUCAUCUUUUUCUGAUGAUGAAGACAUGGCUUGGUCUCACACUUGGCCCUCUACAGCUUGGCAUUGCUUCCUCAAAGGAACCCGCCUGCGCUUCCACAGAGGUCCUAAUGUGGAGUGGCAAGAUGCUGAUGAACUUGGGGAUUCUGAUGAUGACUCAGAUGAUGAAACCAUGAUGCCGUCCUCCUCCUCUGUCAAGAGAUAUGGUUCAGAGGGGCUGAAGUUAGUGAGCCAUGAGGAGACAGUGUCUUUUGGCCAGGCAGUUCUUAAACUGACCUUUGAUCCAGGCUCUCCUGAUGAUGGCCUCCUUACAGCCGAGUGCCGACUAGAUCACCCAUUUUUUGUCAAAAAUAAAGGGUGGUCUUCCUUUUAUCCGAGCCUUACUGUAGUGCACCAUGGGAUCCCGUGCUAUGAGAUGCAGUUGGGCGAUGUGUGUCUGCCACCAAACCACCCUGAUGCCAUUAACUGCGAUGACUCUGUCGUCUUUGACACCUUCAGAAGUUACGACUUCACCCCUCUAGAUUCCUCAGCGGUGUAUGUUCUCAGCAGCAUGGCUCGUCAGCGCAGAACCUCCUUGUCUAGUGGGGGAGCUGUCAGUCCAGACUGUGAUAAACUUGAGCGCUCCUGCUCACCACAAUCCUCCACAGGCAAAUCACACAGGAGCCACACCUCAGGGACAGCCAGUGGUGCCACGCCUACAAAAUGCAAGCGGCCAAUGAAUGCUUUCAUGCUCUUUGCCAAGAAGUACAGAGUGGAGUACACACAGAUGUAUCCUGGGAAAGACAACAGAGCCAUCAGCGUAAUCCUUGGUGACAAGUGGAAGAAGAUGAAGAGUGAGGAGAGGAGGAUGUACACCAUGGAAGCCAAGGCUCUGGCUGAGGAGCAGAAAAGACUCAACCCAGACUGCUGGAAACGCAAAAGAACCAACUCAGGUUCUCAACAGACCUAGAUAAUCCCCCACAAUCCCCUGCUGUUGGUGUUUGGCUUGGAGAGGUGCUGGACAGAGUCUGAUGGACCGCUUGAUGCCUCUUUGCUAUCCUCAUUUUUCAAGACUCAACUGUGAUGCUGAAUUCACUCGCUUUUUUUUUUUUAACCAUGAAACAUUAUUAGAGGAAGAAAAAAAAUGAAUUAUGACCUAUAAACAAACCAUAUAAUCUAGUCACUAACAGUGCAUAUAUUUUCUUAUAUCUUUUAUGUCAAAGAUGUCUUGUUCCCCUUAAAUAAGAGCGAACCUUGUCAGUUAUUUCAUAUUCAAGGUUGGAGAAUGGGAAGUUGCGGUGCUAUGCUGUGGCGUGGACAGAGCAGCAAACGGGUGUCUAUUUAAAAUUGUAUAAAGGGGAAUUUAAGAAUUUUUUUCACAACUGUUCCUAUAGAUUAUAUUUGUAACAUUCAAUAUAUUGCACAGAUAGGUAACCCUUUUCAUACAUUUUUAAUACAGUAUAUAUUCUGCAGAUAAACUAUGGCCAACUUUUACCCUGCCAAGUCUUUACAGUGAUGUUUUCACCAACCACCAGGCCAUAUGAUGAGACGACUCCAGCAUGUGGUGGUGGGUUUACACUCAGUCACAAAUCACUUCAGGCCUUCACUGUAAGUGUUUGUUUCUUAUGCACUUUAUAUAAAUAUGUAAUCUAAUCUUAUACAGCCAUUGUAUACUGGUGGAAACUGUUUGUAUCAUACUGCUUGUAGCUUUGAUAGUUAUCUGUUUGACACAAUCAUGGCCCAGGAGCCAUGCUCUGCUUUCAGGUUGCCACUGACUUUUUUUAGUGCUUUGUUCAUAAUGUACAGGUUUCACAGCCCCAACAACCUCUUGCACAGAAUAUCCUUGUAUUAUAUUAUAAAUAAUUUUUUAAACUUGCUUCUUACUCAAGUGUUUGGGUCUUUUUCAUAAACUGUAAUCACCA
Cheilinus undulatus (humphead wrasse) is the source of this 2473-nucleotide messenger RNA. RefSeq names its product HMG-box transcription factor 1 (gene hbp1). NCBI's taxonomy places the organism in Eukaryota, Metazoa, Chordata, Actinopteri, Labriformes, Labridae. The transcript is spliced from 11 exons. Bases 163 to 1521 code for a protein of 452 amino acids. Gene Ontology annotation, biological process: regulation of transcription by RNA polymerase II. The record is from RefSeq and is a predicted model, not a curated record. Gene Ontology annotation, molecular function: protein binding; DNA-binding transcription factor activity, RNA polymerase II-specific; RNA binding. Gene Ontology annotation, cellular component: nucleus.